Messenger RNA from Zonotrichia leucophrys gambelii, 4467 nucleotides. RefSeq names its product zinc finger protein 239-like. The transcript has a single exon. Bases 4 to 912 code for a protein of 302 amino acids. Lineage: Eukaryota; Metazoa; Chordata; Aves; Passeriformes; Passerellidae. The record is from RefSeq and is a predicted model, not a curated record.
AGGAUGGAGACCAGGGAGGACAAAUCCCCACAGCAGAACCUCGUGGAAGAGGCUGUUUUGAGCAGCUCCACAGCACAGGAAUCCAAUGGGGAGGAAAAGCCCCGGAGAUCCCUCACGAGGAGGGGCUGCAAACGCAGAUCACGGGGAUCUGAGGAGGAAAGACCCACCCAGGGCAGGGAGGGCAGCCGGAGCUCGGAGCUGGGGGUCGAUGAAGAGCUUCAGGAUGGGGAGAAGCCCCACCAGUGCUCGGAAUGUGGGAAGAGCUUCAGCAAGAGAUCCUACCUGGUCCGCCAUUGGAGAAUCCACACAGAGGUUCGGCCAUACGAGUGUCCCGAGUGUGGGAAGAGCUUCAGGAGGAGCUCCCACCUGACUGUCCACCAGAGGACCCACACCGGGGAGAAGCCCUUCAAGUGUGGAGAGUGUGGGAAGAACUUCAGCAAGCGCUGCAACCUGAACUACCACCAGCGGAUCCACACUGGAGAGAGACCCUAUGAGUGUGAUAAAUGCAGGAAGAGGUUUCAGAGCAGUUCUCAUCUCCUCCAGCACCAGCCAAUUCACUUAGAUGAGAGGCCCUUCCGCUGCCCUGACUGCAGGAAGGGCUUCAAUGACAACUCCACCCUCAUCAGGCACCGCCGCAUCCACACCGGAGAGGGGCCUGGGGCGAGGCCCUACGAGUGUGAUCAAUGCUCGAAGGCGUUUAAGACCAGCUCCCAUCUCCUGCUGCACCUGCGCACUCACACAGACGAGAGGCCCUUCCGCUGCCCCGACUGCGGGAAGGGCUUCCAGCGCAACACCCACCUCACCAGCCACCGGCGCAUCCACACCGGGGAGACGCCCUAUGAGUGUCCCGAGUGCGGGAAGAGAUUCCGGCAAAGCUCAGCCGUGACCCACCAUCAACGGCGCCACCACUAAGGGCAGCCCUGUGAGUGCCCUGAGUGCAGGAAGAGCUUCCUGUGCUGCUCCAGCUCCAUCCCCCAUGGGAUCCACCCUGGAUGAUCCCCUGUGAUCCGUGGUGCCGGUGAUCCCUGUUGGGAAGACACCUGGCUGGGGGGCUCCACAUCCUCCUGGCUCUCCGUGGGUACCUGCACACAUCCCCAGACCAACAUCUGAAAUCCAUUUUAUAGAGCUGAUUUGUCCAGUCCUGACCCCAAAGAAAAAUCACUUUUUGCCUCUUCUGGUGGCCUUAACAACACUGGAUAGUCUUGGAGGUCUUCUCCAACAUAAAUCCAUCGUUUUAAUUCUCUCUGGCCCACAGAUAUCUUCCACAGCCAAAUGGGGAGGGACUGGGACAAAACCCUCAAUUUUGGACACAGUUGGGUGGAAACCCCUCCAAAAAAGGUUCUUCCCACCUGCCAAGCACAUGGAUGCUCUGCCAGCAGAGAUAUAUAAAUCGUUUGGGUUUUUUUUCCUUGAAACGAAAAGGUUUCUGUUCAUUCCUUUCAAAGCCCUGAAACUGGGUAGAAAUAAAGGCGUUGAACUAAGCCGUGCAUGCGGACAUGUGGGGGACAAUGGCAUGUGUAGGGCCAUGGGGGGACAUGGACAUAGACAGGACCAUGUGGGACAUGGUGGAACACAGACAUGGAUGGGAACAUGGCAAACAUGCAUGGGGACAUGAACUGGGACAGCGUCAAUGCCACCACCACAGUGCCACCAGCACCUUCAUCUGGGCCAUGGCAAAGUGCUGCCUGAUGCAGUUCCUGCCACCACAUCCCCACUGUCACCACCGUGGUGUCCCAGCUGAAUGUCACCACCCAUCAGGGCAGGGUGGGGACAUUGUUCAGCUGGUGACAAGUGGCCCGGAAGCGAGUGACAGCCACCAGGGUGUCCCAGGGCCACCGCACUCAGGGGACCUCAACUGCCCCUGGGGACAGGGGAAAAGGUCAGUGUCACCUGGCGGGUCAGGUUGCCCUGCACUGGGUGUCACCAGAGGCGUCCUGGUGGCAGCAUCCACACAGGUGUGGCAACACUGUCCCCUGAUGUGUGUCAUGGUUGCAUCGUGUCCCCUCCUCCCCUCUGUAUGUCCCUAUCCCCCACCAUGGCUCCCUGUCACCCCUCUGUGUGUCCCCAUCCUGUCCUGUGUGUCCCUGUCACCCCUCUGUGUGUCCCUGUCCCUCCCCCUAUGUCCCUGUCCCCACCCCUGGUGGGGCUGAAGUCCCCAAGGUCUUGGGGUUGUGUCCUGCAGGGUCUCUUUGUGUCCUGCAGGGUGUCCCCGUGUCCCUCAGGAUGUUCCCAUGGCUGCUCCUGGCACUGAGUGUCUGCGCCCACCCUGGCACAGGCAGAGUCCUGCCAUGGCACCUGUGACACCCCAAGACAUCCCAUGACACCCUUUGAUUUUGAGUCCUUCCCCCUCAUUUUUGGGUCCAUUCCCCGUGCUAUGGGUCUCACUUCAAACCAGCCCAGAACUCCCCAAAAUUCCUCAGCCAUGAUGUCCACGCAUCCCCCUGGAAGUCCCCCCAGGCUCUCGGCCACGGAACUGUUGCUGGUGACAUUGAGCCACAGGAUCCACAGGCUGUCCCCAAGGGUGGCCCCUCCAGUGGCCCCUGCUGCAACAGGGCCCUCAUGGUGGCCAGGACUGCAACCCCAAACAUCAGUCAGUGACCCCUAAAAUUCAUCUGGGAUCCCAAAAAUUCACCAGGGAUCCCAAAAAUCCCAUUAGAGAGCCCUGGCCCCAAAUCCAUUGUGACAGGUUCCGCAUGCUGACCGGUACUGCGACCCCAAAAAUUCAUCACAGAUCCCAAAACCUCCCAAAAUUCAUCAGGGAUCUCAAAAAUCCAUCAAGGAUCCCAAAAUCCCCUGCUGGGGACAAUCCUGAUGUGUCCCUUAAGGAGUUGAGGACACCCCCAGGAUGUCCACCUGUUGUAGUGUGUUUUCUUUAUUUGGCAGGUUCUCUGUGUAAUUUGUGGUUUUGCAACCCCUCUGUAUUGGCCUCCCCGUUAUUCAGUUUAGUUCUCUUUGUUACCCACCUACUCCCUGCCAAGUUUCAAACCUCCCCCCCUUCCCAGCUGUUAACCCCUCCUGCCCCUACCUUUGCCCCAGAACCUUCCUUACUCCUCCUUCCAUUAAAUGUCAAUCCCUGCCCGAACCUGCCCUCCCCUUUAGAAACUUCCCUGUCAGUUUUGUAUCCUCCGAAACCCCAUUGGUUUACUCAAGCUGUUCUCCUCCCUUGAAAUCCUUCAUUGGUUUACACAUUGUAUUCCCUGCCUUGUGUUCCACCCCCAGUUCCCCCAAUUAGCUAGAGAUUUUACCCUCCCUGAGACCCCCCCGUUUAUAAGCUGUUGUCUGCCCUCUGUUCAGGGUCCUGGGAUCCUGGGCUCGCAUUGCCCCUCAGCCCGCAGGGCAGGUUUUGCCCCCGAGCAAGGCAGCACGGGCCGGAUAGCUCAGUCCCUGCUGGGGACAGAGAGUCCAAAUGCCCAGGCUGCUCGUAGCCGUGGCUACCUUAAGCAAGCUGAGUGGAUAUCAGCUCUUUAGUGAUUAUCAGCUCUCUUGGAAUUCCAGCUCUUUGCUUGCUAAGGUGCCUGGCAGGCUAUUGGGGGAAGCAGACGAGAGAGAAGAAAGGUCCUGGCGUUCCACAGCGAUGGUUUUAUUGGGGGAUCUGUGAAGGGUUCCAGCGAUGGCUCUUCUUCUGCCAAACGGGCCAAACCAGCCCCUUUUUAUAGGGUACAAAGGGAUCCAAACUUGUCCAAUAGUAGGGAUUGGGGGCAAGUGACCUAUGGGGUUACAGAGAUAAGCUGGGGUCCGAGAGGUGGAAGACAGGAGCUUAUUUUGCUAUUUCAUCAUGGCUCAGCAAUUCCUAUCGCUAAGCCUCAGCCCUCCAUGGGGCCCUGGCCAAUUCCAUGGAGCCUGUACAGACUCAGGGAGUUUUGCCAUCGAAUAAAGUUCCCCCAGUUCCACCCCAGGGCCUGUGCUGCUGCCUUUUUGUUUCUGCGCCGAACCUCCACUGGCAGCUGGGAUUCUGCGGAGCUCCAACGGGGGCUCUGUCGCGCCCCUGUUAUCAUCCAGCCGGGACUCAGCGCCCCGCGACAGAUCGGCCACAUCCACCCCUCCCCGCCCUGUGUGUCCCCCCUCACCCUCCCUGCCCUGGGGACAUUUGGGGACACCCCUCUCACCCAGGUGUCGCUUCUGGGGGUCCCUGGUGAGCUGCACGGCCACGGCCAGGCCGAUGCCCUAAGGUCCCCAUUCUAAUACACAGUACAGCACACAGCACAUCUCAGUCCAUCCCACAGAACACAGGCAAUGAGCCAAAGUUAACCCUUCCCCAGUUUCUCCCUCAGAAUCUGGGCAGUUGUCCUGGGUUGACUAUAUAUGAUGCUUUUAUCCCCAAUCGUCUCAUUCUGUUUAUGUUGAAUAAUAAUAAGUUUUGUACCUUUAAGAGUGUUACAGAGAGUGAAGGGGGAGAGAGAAGAAGCGCGCAGUUUGUUUUCAGACACUGCACUCACUCCUCCACAUUCCUGCUCCUGACUGUGUUGU